AGAAUAAUAAUAAUAAGAAGAAGAAGAAUGAAAAUAUGACCUCGUUUAGAAGCUGUUUUUUGUUCUUCAGAGCUCCACCAUGUCUGGGGCGUUAGCUAGAUUGCUUUUCUACCCGACUUUAGCCUACAAUGUUGCAAUGGAGAAGGUGUCCUCCAGGAGGUGGUUCGACCGAGUGGACGAGACGGUCAUCCUGGGAGCGCUGCCGUUCAGGUCCAUGACCAAACAGCUGGUGGAAGUCGAGAACGUUCGGGGAGUUGUCACCAUGAAUGAAACAUAUGAAACCAAAUAUUUCUGCAACUCAACCCAGGAGUGGAAAACUGCAGGAGUGGAGCAGCUGAGGCUGAGCACUGUGGACCUGACUGGAGUCCCCACCCUGGACAAACUCCACCAGGGAGUGGAGUUUGUCCUGCAGCACAGACAGCGGGGAACAAGUGUGUAUGUCCACUGCAAGGCGGGGCGUUCCCGCAGUGCCACACUUGUUGCUGCGUACCUCAUACAGCUACACUGCUGGACUCCAGAAAAGGCCUGUCAGAAGCUGGUGUCCAUCAGACCGCACAUCUUGGUGCGCUCAGCUCAGCUGGAGAUGCUCAGGAGAUACUACGUGAAAGUGUUUGAUCCUUACACCAAUUAGACCGGGACGGUGGCGGGUUAAACCCUAAUAAUCAGGCUGAAAAAUGGACUGAGAGAAUAUGUUGCUAUUGCUUGUUUUAUUUCACUUGUUUUCUAUUCAUUUUAAAGUCACAUUUUUGUGCAUUUUUCAUGGAAAUGGUUGGUUUUUUUUAUUGGCUUCAAGCCAAAAAUUACAGUUUUAUUUUGUUGUUAUUCACUCCUUUGACUUUCCACCAUAAUAGUGUUUCAGCUAACAAGAGAAAAAUAUGACAUUGUCUGUAACUACAAAAAAUGAAUUAGUAAUAUACUGUACUUUGCGCUCACAUUUUAUUUGAUUGUGUAUUCGUAUAAGGCUUUAAAAAUAGAGCACAUGAAGGUUAAUAAAUGUUUGUAACCAAA
Messenger RNA from Girardinichthys multiradiatus, 1008 nucleotides. RefSeq names its product protein tyrosine phosphatase mitochondrial 1 (gene ptpmt1). The coding region runs from base 80 to 631 and encodes 183 amino acids. Gene Ontology annotation, biological process: protein dephosphorylation. Lineage: Eukaryota; Metazoa; Chordata; Actinopteri; Cyprinodontiformes; Goodeidae. The transcript is spliced from 4 exons. Gene Ontology annotation, molecular function: protein tyrosine/serine/threonine phosphatase activity; phosphatidylglycerophosphatase activity; phosphatidylinositol-4,5-bisphosphate 5-phosphatase activity. The record is from RefSeq and is a predicted model, not a curated record.